This is a messenger RNA of Zychaea mexicana, 2705 nucleotides long. Its product is annotated as docking domain of Afi1 for Arf3 in vesicle trafficking-domain-containing protein. NCBI's taxonomy places the organism in Eukaryota, Fungi, Mucoromycota, Mucoromycetes, Mucorales, Lichtheimiaceae. Gene Ontology annotation, cellular component: plasma membrane. The record is from RefSeq and is a predicted model, not a curated record. Gene Ontology annotation, biological process: actin cortical patch localization. Bases 78 to 2249 code for a protein of 723 amino acids. The transcript is spliced from 9 exons.
CUUGCUUUUUUUCUCCUUGCUUUUUUUACUCCAUAAAAGUAACAAAGCUGUCUAGAGAGCAAACAAAACCCACAGCGAUGGCAACUGACAAUCAACAUGUAAGAUAUGUCCUACUCGCCGAGUUCGACAUUGACAAAGGCGCAUCGCUCAAAUACCAGUAUCCGAAUGAAACCGGCACAGAUGAACAUGUCUUGUCAGAACUCAUGUUGCCUGACGGCGCCCAUUUACGCGCGGAAGAUUGGACCAUCUUUUGUUUGAAUCAGACGAUUCCUGAUCUCGACAAGGAGCAAGAUAUUGUCGCAAACAACAACAGUAAAAAUAACAAGGACGGUGAAGAAAAACCGUUGCUCUAUGUACUUAAUCUUGUACGAACCAAACACGACGCUACAGCGCGCAGAGGUGCUCACGUCAAAGCCAUGGCCAUUUGUACCCGCCAUCAAUUCCUCCAUAUCUAUAAGCCAGUAUUACUACUCGCGAUGGAGAAAUAUUUCGAAAACCCGUGUGCCGAAGUCCUUGAAUCACUCUACAAAGCCGUCAACUCGAUGGACUUGUCACGGAUGCCGAAUUUCUCUUGGCACGAACGACAGAUCCUGCGGACGUCGGAUGACAAGUCCAUGUUUGAAGAAAUGUUUAUGGAGGAUCCGGAUAAAGUGAUUUCACCGACCUCCACCACAGGAUCUGAUUCGAUGCGAUGGGGUGGUGGUGGUGGUGCGAGUGGAUCAGGCGAAGAUUGUGAGGAUGAUGAAUCAAGUCGAUUACGACGUGGGACGUUUAUUGAUCUGGCAUCCGGACGAGAAGUGUUGCCUUCCUUGGGCAAGGAUAGACGGUUUUUCGAGACAAAGAUCGAGUAUGAAGGUAUCAAAUUACCUAUCCGGGUGCCACUCACGGUCAAUGACGAAGAAGUGGGUGAUUUCUCGCUCAUCAAUUUGAUCCGCACAUUCUCGCCACCGGCUCCACAACCUGGCUCACCCAAUCCACAUCAUCCACAUCUCGACAGUGCAGGGCCUUACACACAUCCCAUCAUGUUAUUGCUCAAUGCCCUGCUUACGCAAAAGCGGAUCAUUUUUCUCGGUUAUGGCCAUCCGUCCGGUGAAGUGGCUAACUAUGUCCUGGCUGCUUGUGCUUUAGGAAGUGGAUGUGGUACUGUGUUGCGUGGAUUUACCGAACGAGCGUUUCCUUAUACCAAUUUGACGAGCGUUGAUGAUCUUUUAAAAUGCCCUGGAUUCAUCGCGGGUGUCACCAAUCCAACCUAUGAAGAACAUACAGCUUGGUGGGAUGUAUUGUGUAACAUUGAUACUGGCAAGAUCACGGUCAGCAAAGACAUUGAAUUGACGUGUCCUGGUGGUAUACAUCACAGUCCUUAUCCAUUCUCGUCCAGCAUUGACAGCGGCAAUAAUAACAUGAGCAGCAAUAACAACAACAACAAUAACAAUAACAGCAGCAGCAGUAGUAGCGGUAGUGGUAGUGGCGCGGAUGGUAAUCAACAACAACAACAACAACCGUUUGCUUCGCUCUCUUCUCUGGGUCGAUCCUCCACAGUCAACUCGCUAAGCAACAGGGUCGAUGACAAGGCAAAAGAACGUGACGUGGAUGCCGAGUUUAUGAACGAUGUGAUGGCAGCAGUACAGGGACAUUAUGGGGAAGCGCACGUCCGGGCCAAAUUCCAGGAAUACGUGGGUCGGUUUGUCCGACUUGCGGCCGUGUAUGAAGAGGAGGUGUAUCAUCAAACCAAGAUUGUCUGGCCACACGAUGCAGAGGCGGAUCCAACCGGUUUAUUAGGUCGCGGGUUCGUGUUCCCUGAUGGCAUGUCCAGACAAAAAGAAUUGGCAGUGUAUGCUAACAGAAUCGAAGGUUGGCGACAAACAAUUUCUUAUCGAUAUUACCAAAAGGGAUUCGCAUGGUGGAUACAAAACUCGACGUUGUCCAAUGUGGAUGUAUAUCGACAAGUUUCCAAACUCAAGACGCUACGUAAUAUCCCAGAAAAUGAAGUGAUUGCAAUUCUCGAGGCCUUGCUUCAAAACAUUAUAUCAGAUCGAGCCAUGAUUGAGUUUCUUUCAUUUCUUCCACAGUAUCAAGGCGGUCUUUCACCGCUUGGUCUCUGCCUGUUCCAUUCAUCAGCCACAGUACGUCGAUACACCGUUGAAUUGUUUAGUCGAUUGGCGCGAAAUCCGACCGGGCACAAGUUCAUACAAGGAAUGUCUCGAUACCAGAAAAUCACGUACGAGCGUCUUGUGCAUGAAGUAGCAUAGCCCGUUCUUUUACUCUCUCUCUCUCUCUCUCUCUUCCUAUCAUCCCAUCAAUUGGUCGCAUCUUAUCUUCCCCUUUGUAUAAUUACAUAGUAUAACCCUAUAUAAUCUUUGAUUUAUUAUUCACAUACACCCGAUCAUCUCAUGAAAGUACCUGCUAUUGACUACUACUAUUAUUAAUUACUAUAUCUUGGUUAUCCUUGAUACCAGCAAGGUCCUUAUUUAAAACAACACUCUAUGGGUCUUUUACAUCGCACAUAUAUGAGUGAGGCAGAUCAACCAUUCAUACACUUAUUGACGUUGCAAGGAGAAAGAGAGAAGGGCAGACUAAUACUACGCGUUAUACUAGUCACACAUAAGAGUGUUGGUGCCUGAAAGUGCAUUGAUGUCAAGUUGGUAACACAAGGCCCCGGAGCGAGCCCGGUGGGGUUUGGUUUGGCUGGAAAAAGUAAAAGGUUG